Mesocestoides corti is the source of this 213-nucleotide messenger RNA. The record is from the annotation of a GenBank genome assembly. NCBI's taxonomy places the organism in Eukaryota, Metazoa, Platyhelminthes, Cestoda, Cyclophyllidea, Mesocestoididae.
AUGUUCAAGGCUCCUGAGGAAUUUAAGGAAAUAAAAUUCCCCUUCUCCGGAUUCCUGCCAUACCACUGGGGUAAGCGCGUCAAUACUAGCCGUCCUCUGGAUACCUCUCAUCUCGGCUUAGCAUUCCAAUGUUUCGGCGGAGUCUACGAGGACUUCAAGCAAAAGGGCAGCGGCUCGCUGCAGAUUCAGUGGGUGAAGGCGUACAAAGACUAA